Molecule: messenger RNA, 426 nt
Organism: Drosophila erecta
Lineage: Eukaryota; Metazoa; Arthropoda; Insecta; Diptera; Drosophilidae
Exons: 1
Coding region: 7-426 (139 amino acids)
Source: RefSeq, a predicted model, not a curated record
AGCAACAUGAGGACAUCACUACUUAUCGUGGGCUCCCUCUUGGUGACCAUCUUCCUGGCUCAUCUUCCAGUUGGGCUAGCCGUCUCCUGUGCCACAGAUGCAACCGAUCCGACUUGCACCGAUUGUACACUUCCUGCGAAUGCGGAUGCACCCGAUUGUGUCACAGUCGCUCCGGUGACUGCGGCCCCCCCAGCUGACGCAGAAUCGAGCACAAUUGCCGGUGGCGCCGCAGAAAGCACCACCGCCGCCACUGCAGGCACCGAUACGACCACCGCCGCAUCUGGAAGCACUGGAGGCACUGGAAAAGGUGGCAAGAGGCGAGUCAAGAGGGUCUACAAGCGGAAGGUGAAACACCCGAAGAGGAUCAUUAAGAGGAGGACCAACCGUCGCAGGAACAAGAGCAGCAAAACCUCCAAAUUCUUCUAA